ACCCACCUCUAUUGUUUUUUUUCUAUCAACAUGAGCGCUGUGAACGAUCCCCUGGAACUUUUGACGAAUAAGGGCAACCGGCAGGCCUCCUUUUUGAACCCGAUAUGGAAUCCGCUGGCCUGCGGAUUGGCCGGAGUGGGCGUGGCCAUUUUCGUCAACUGGGGCUUCCGUAGACCCGUGCUUUCCGGCAUCCAGAAACAUAUUGCCUUCGGGGCCCUGGGCGUCGGUGCUGGAUACUAUUUCGACCAGAAGAGGAACGACUAUCUGGCCAAAAGAGAUGCCGUCCUCCGGCACUACAUUGAACUGCAUCCCGACGAUUUCCCCGUGAAGGAACGCAAGACCUACGGGCAAGUCCUGGAGAGUUGGGUGCCAGUUCGUUAAAUGGAUCGAAAUCUUUGUUGUAUAGCGAACGAUGGAAGUAGUUAAUAAAGAAGCUUUAAUUGUAAAACACACGAUUGUGAAAAUGGAGCAAUUGGAUUACUUA
This is a messenger RNA of Drosophila subpulchrella, 484 nucleotides long. It is a transcript of the gene ND-B14.5B, whose product is annotated as NADH dehydrogenase [ubiquinone] 1 subunit C2. The transcript is spliced from 3 exons. The record is from RefSeq and is a predicted model, not a curated record. The coding region runs from base 31 to 381 and encodes 116 amino acids. Gene Ontology annotation, biological process: mitochondrial electron transport, NADH to ubiquinone. NCBI's taxonomy places the organism in Eukaryota, Metazoa, Arthropoda, Insecta, Diptera, Drosophilidae. Gene Ontology annotation, cellular component: mitochondrial inner membrane.